GCUCAACGUGCCGCUCCCGGCAGACUGGCUGCGCGACCACGAGGAGGCCACCUGGGCCGCCCUGUCAGAGGCCGGCCAGACUGGCGUGCUGGACGCCCCCGCCGCCGCCGAGCUGGCGGCCGUCAUGGCCUCGCUGCUCGACGCGCACGGCGCGGCGCCGGCGCGGGAGUGGCGCGCGCUCGCGGCGGCGCUCGCGGCGGACAGCAGCGGCGCGCGGGGAGGGGGCGGCUGA
Messenger RNA from Monoraphidium neglectum, 232 nucleotides. RefSeq lists its product as hypothetical. The annotation marks the transcript as partial. Lineage: Eukaryota; Viridiplantae; Chlorophyta; Chlorophyceae; Sphaeropleales; Selenastraceae. The record is from RefSeq and is a predicted model, not a curated record. The transcript has a single exon.